AUGCCAAUUCUGCGGCAGAAGUUGCUAACCGAUUUCUAUUUUUCGCCAGAAAAAUUAUGUGAAUCAAAUGCUGCAGUUCAACCAAAUACGAGUUGUAAAACAAAUUAUGUUGUUGAUCCAAAUUGUGAAAAUGAUGAAUUUUCCGAACCUUUAUCAUCCGCUGAAAAUUAUCCAUUAUCAGUAUCGCCUACCACUGCUAGUCCUUCGAAAGUUAUUCGUACAGUUAUUUUAUCUAAAAAAGGGUGUAAAAAGAGACGAAAUAUGUCAAUGGAUGAUUCAAAACAGAUGAUUUUGGAUGCAGGACAAAAACAAUUCGGUCAUCAACAAUGCGGACAGUGUGAUAUGGUAUAUGAUUGCGAUUCGUUAUUCGAUCAGAAGCAACAUCAAGAAUUUCACAAUCGUUUUCUAUCAACCAAAUGGUUUCGUGUGCAAAGCUCACAGCUAAAUGUUUGGAAACGGGCUGCUUUUUGCAUUGUUGAACAAUUCGAAGGGAAUUAUAGUCACAUAUUUUGCAUUACGCAAACAUCGAAAUGUACAUUGAAAACACGUGUUGAUAAGAUUAUUUUGGAAUGCAUCAAUAAAGAAUUAGGCUAUACACCAGAUUUAGCGCAAGUUUGGACAUCGGAUGGUAGAAGACAAGCUUGGGUAUACGUUACAGCUUCAGACAAAUAUUACUUUAUUGGUGCUGUAGCACUGGUUGAAAAGAUUUCCAGGAAACAACUGCAGUAUGCAGAAGAAAACAGUGCAGCAAAUAAUGAUAUAAUCCCAACAAGCAACAAUGUAUACAUGGGUGUUAAUCGAAUCUGGGUACAUCAAACUUUAAGACGUAGAGGCAUUGCAGCACUUUUGUUGGAUCAUGCACGAUCGUAUUUCGUCAGUUCUGAUUCUGUGCCACGUGAAAUGAUUGCAUUUAGUAGUCUAACAGAUAGUGGUUUAGCGUUUGCUAGAAAUUAUAUUUCUGGAGGAAAAGUCCUUCUUUACAAUUUGAAUCCUGAGACUUGUCACUAA
This is a messenger RNA of Brugia malayi, 1008 nucleotides long. RefSeq lists its product as uncharacterized. The transcript has 5 exons. Bases 1 to 1008 code for a protein of 335 amino acids. The record is from RefSeq and is a predicted model, not a curated record. Gene Ontology annotation, biological process: mitotic sister chromatid cohesion. Gene Ontology annotation, molecular function: protein-lysine-acetyltransferase activity. Gene Ontology annotation, cellular component: nucleus; chromatin. NCBI's taxonomy places the organism in Eukaryota, Metazoa, Nematoda, Chromadorea, Rhabditida, Onchocercidae.